This is a messenger RNA of Episyrphus balteatus (marmalade hoverfly), 4965 nucleotides long. RefSeq lists its product as uncharacterized. The record is from RefSeq and is a predicted model, not a curated record. Bases 1728 to 4946 code for a protein of 1072 amino acids. Gene Ontology annotation, cellular component: cell-cell junction. Gene Ontology annotation, biological process: cell-cell adhesion. Gene Ontology annotation, molecular function: cell adhesion molecule binding. The transcript is spliced from 12 exons. NCBI's taxonomy places the organism in Eukaryota, Metazoa, Arthropoda, Insecta, Diptera, Syrphidae.
AAAAAAAAAAAGAAAGAAAAUAAUAUAAUUUUUUUUAUGAUAACAAGAUUAUUAGGACUUUGGUGUGUUACUUGCAAAAUAGGUGAAGUGAAAAAGCUUUUCCGCUUCAAUCGCGUCGGUCUUCGGUCGUCGUCAUCAUCAUAAUCAUCAUCAAUUGUAUCGUCAUAGUCAGUUUGUCGGUCGUCCGAGAGGAAAUACCUACUCAACUUUUGAAAGAAAAUUAUCCUUUCCCUUUUUUAUUUUAUUUUAUAAAAAAAAAAUACAACAAAAAAAAAAACAGAAAAGAUGUCUCAUAUUUCAUUUGGAAAAACAUAAAUCAACUAUUAAGUACAUGAGUGCUGAAAUCAUUUCUUCGCUACAUAAUUUCUUCUCACCCUUCUUCUUCUUCUACUACUACAACUACUUCUUCGUCUUCUUCGACUUCUUCAACUACUAUUUCUGCUGCUAUCUUCUACUAUAUCAUUCCUCUGCUGAAAGUCUAAGUUAUUUUUUCGUGUGUCCAUCGACGUUGGAGUUAAAAAAUUCAUUCGAAAAUAGUGUUUUUACAUCAGUGAUUAGCUCGAAAACGGACAUUUUGAAAUUUCGAAAAAAAAUUUUUGAGAAAAAACAAAAAAAAUUUAAAAAGAGUCCUCCGCCGGACUUGGGGUUAAACAAAUUUUUGGUGUCUUGCCCUCUCUCACUUCGGUAAUUUGGUCGUUUUCGUCCUGUUAUAAGUCCUAAAGUCGUGUGUCGAAGGUAUACUUCUUUUUUUUGUGUGAUUUUUUGUUCGCAAAAAACCUAGGGGUGGUACAGUUUCUCUCUGUGUCGAUAUAAUUUAUCUUUUCACAUCGUGGAAUCUUUUUUUUUAUCGUCCUCCGUCGUCGUGUCGGUCGUUUUCGUUCGUUUGUUCCUAGAAUAUUAUUGUUGUUGUUGUUGUUCGGGUGUUUGAAUGGUUGGGUGGUAGUACAAUAUGUGUGGUUGGUGUUAAAGUGUAUAUCAAUAUUUGUACAUACCCCUAAAAGUAUACAUAUAUACAAAAAAAAAAAAAGUCCUCCUCUAUUUGCUUAUACCUACAUAAUGAUAAUUGGGAAAUAUUCAGCUACCAAGUUUAAUAGAGUGUAAAUUCGGUUUGUAAACGUGGUCCCUCUUAGCAGCAGUCAGAUCCUUGUUUAAGGAUAUUAUAUUCGUUCGAUUCUCGUUAAAUUGUUAUGUUGUGUAUAUGAAUGUGUGUGUAUUAAAAUUGCUUAGUAGUACAAAAUAUCUAUCAUGAGAAAAAAAGAUUAAUAGUUUUUUGCCAAAAAGAAUAAAAGAAGAAAGAAAAGAAAAAAAAAAGAAAUUAUAGAGAGUGUGACACCCCAGAGCAAAGAUAUGUACCCCUGUUUCCUCUACAUAUCUCCUAAAAGUAUGUCACAUAAUAUAAAACAGUGAUGUGCAUCGUAUAAAACAAGGAUUUCUAUCUAAAAAAAAAAUAAUAAUUCUCUUGGAAUUUAUCUAAAUAAUCUCUCUCAUCAAAAACAAAAACGAAAAAAUAACAAAAAAAAAAAAAAGAAAUCCAAUUAGAGGAUUAUUUUCCAUAAAGUCCAGCCCAUUAAUAUUUCACAAAGAGAACGAAAACAAAAUCAAAUGACAAGUACUUAAAUUCGGAGUAAUUAAACACAAAAAUUCAAUUCAUAGAGUUGUGCAAAAGGAAACGUGAAACGUUCCAUCAACGGUUUAAAUUAACCAAACCAUUUGGAAGUUAUGACGUCAUGAGACCAACAUUUGAUCGACGCCUCUGGAUAUUACUGUUCCUUAUUUCAUUGCAAUGCUUACAAACAACAAAUCAACAAAACAUUAUCAAAAUUCUGAAACAACAGUAUUUGCAGUCAGAAGUUCCUGCACAUCAAUUGUCAAAUGCAACAAGUGCAACAACACAAAACGACCAAGAUCACUUUGUCGUAUCAAAUGUAUUAGAUGAUAUUAAUAAAAAGAAAAUUAAUAACAACAAACAAAUAUCAUUGUCAAAUACAAGUAUUAAACAAAACUCAUGUGCCAAUUGCUUAAGAGCCAAAACAUCCAAAUCCAAACAUCAGCACGGGAAUCACAUCAAGCAUUCACGUCUCGAUGAUCAACAUCGCAAAUCAAAGAAUCCCUUACCGCUGCUGUUGCUUCCAUUUAAUUCACUUAGUAAUACGACGACUUAUUCGUCAUCUCACAUUUCUAUGUCAAUGUCAUCUUUAUCAUCAUCCUCAGCUAACCCAUCCUUACUUAAAAAUUAUAAUAAUAAUAAAAUUGGAAAAAUUUCCUUUGUGACAACAACUACUAGCGGAUUGCAAAAUGAAUUUCUGCAAUCAUAUUUAUCUCAACAAGGGCCAACCAUCACCACCGAUGAAAUAGCAGCUCAAAAACUCUCAAAAUAUAAUCAAAAUCAACAACAACAACAAAAACAAAAACAACGCCAAAUAAAACAUCGAAGAGCCAAGCGUGAAACUGAUAAUAAUUCGCUUGAUCUGCUGCUGUCGAGUAGAGGAGGAGGAGGCAGUGAGCUUAGCAGUAGCGAGGAAUUCCCAAUAGAUGGCAUUAAUAACAUUAACAAAUUACUCAGCUCAAGUAAUAUUAGAAAAAGUGAUAUUAGAUUAAACAAAACAAACAUAGAUUUAUCAACUUCGUCUUCUUCUUCGUCAACGUCUUCUCUAUCUUCAUCAUUAUCAUCAUCAAAAUCUGCAUCUGAAUCUUCAUAUUUAGCUACCGAUGCUGAUGCUGAUACAAACAAUCCCGUUCCAACCUUACUCUAUUCCCUAAAUUAUCUUCCGCAAGAAUCUUUAUCAUCGGCAUCAUUUGAAGAUGUCCGAACUCCUAGCAGUAGCAAAAGAAAUAGUAGAAGUAAGAGUAAAAUAAUUAAUAAUAAUAAUAAUAAUAAUAUCCUGCCAAUGGCAGCUCCAUUGCAAAUGGACACAGCCAACAACAAUUACAGUGAUAGUAAUAGUAGAUCGAAGCUGAAAGGAUUUCAGUCUUUUAAAAAUAAAAAUGAACCGAUAAUUAUAAUUGACGAUGUCGAAGAAUUCGACAGUGGUAGAGGUUAUAGCAGUGCUGCUGAUAGAGAUGAUAUCUCGCUGAGCAAUCCAAAUGGGAGUGAUGAAAAAAGUGAAUACUAUUCGAAUGGGAAGCCAAUUGCAAUGCCAUUGCGACCUAUUAUUCAUCCUUUUGAUGAGGAUCACGAUGAAGAAAUGUCAGUGGUUUAUGCUGAACAGCAUACGGAGGUACGCUUGAUUUGUGAAGUCGAUCUGGAUAUUGUCAGUAGUUCGUGGUAUAAAAAUGGAUUGAGUGUUCAUGCUAUAGAAAGAUCAUCCCGAAUAACUGAUUAUCGUUUUAUCAAAGAAGUCAAUGGAGCCCUAACUAUUACAAAUGCUAUGUUGGAAGACGAUGGCAAAUGGCAGUGUGAGGCUGAAAAUGUGAAUGCGUAUAUAGAAAAUGCGCGCCCUGUUAAACUAAUAAUUUUAGACCGUCCAAAGGCACCUUAUUUACUAAUAGAUUCACGACGCUUAGAUGCUGGAAAUAUUUUUGUACCUGUUAAGGAGAAUUCUGAACUUAAUUUGGCUUGCAUUAGUGAGGGUGGUAAUCCAAAACCAACUCUUACAUGGGAAGUUCUUUUAAGUCCUGGUGUUGACCGACAUGCACAAAAAGUUGCCGCAGAAGUUCUUGAAUUGGAGGAAGUAAAAAAGGAUAAAACCAAACAACCAUAUAAAAUCAAUGCUGGAGCAAAAAGUGAAGCACGUUUGCCAGCUGUUUAUAGAGCACAUCAUAAUGCAAAGAUACUUUGUGUUAUGGAACAUCCAACACUUAAAAUGAGACAAAAUGCUUCACUUUUAUUAGAUGUUCAAUAUACACCAUCGUUUGCUAUAUCACGAACCCCAGGAUUUGGUUAUCCACUACGAGAGGGUAUUGAAGUAUCUUUGAAAUGUGAUGUUGACUCAAAUCCAGCAAGUGUGCCAAGAUGGCAGAAAGAUGAUGGCGAUACACCGGUGCCACAAACGGGAGACGGUUUUCUUAAUUUUACAUCAAUUCGUAGAGAACAUUCUGGCUGGUAUAAGUGUACAUCACGCCAUUUAAAUUAUCAAUAUUCGAGCAUUGGAUACUAUUUGAGUGUUAGAUACGAUUCGGUUGAUGUAACAUCUGAACCAGACGAUCAGGAUGUAUCCGUAGCAGCAUCACAUAACCCGAAUAAAGGGCAACUGGAAGUUCAAUUGGGCGGAGCAGUAACAUUGCAAUGUCCUCAAGGAUCACUUGGUUGUUGGUCCCAUCUCGAUCCAGUAACAGCACGAUUAAGGGGUCUCGGUCAUGGGUUAACUCCAGCAACUGGUCAAUUUUCCAUUAAAGAUGUUAUUUAUCAGGAUGCAGGAACCUACAAAUGUAUUGGCCAUUCAACAAAAAAUAACAAGAAAAGACUCGAAGUGCUUCAAACAGUUGGAUUGCUUGUAAAAGGUGUCCCAACAGUUGUUGCUCGUAAUGCAACACCCGUAGCAUAUCCUGGGUCACCUCUUCAUCUUUCUGUCGAAUUCUGUGCAAAUCCUCCGGCACAUGCUGCACGUUGGUUGCAUGGUGAUCGAGUAUUUACUCCUGGAAAUCAAUAUGGAAGUACUGUUCUCGCUUAUGGAGUAACGGAUCUUCCAACACCAUUUUGUAAGGAAGCCCGUCUAACCUAUGUAAGCAUGCACGAGAGGGUUCCUAGAACAUUUUAUUUCAUAGUUUCUACACCGAGUGGUGUGGCUGAAGCCGUAUUCAAAGUUAACUUCACUAUAAGAUAUCGAUCAAUGACCAAUAAAAUGGACAACGACGACGAAGAAUUGAGUGAACCAGAAGAAAUUCAAUUCCCCGUUUUUGGAACUCCUGAUGCUGGAGCUGUAUCAAACCACAUCACACAGUCGCUGAUCAAAAUAAUUAUUUUCUGUUGUUUCCUAACCCGAAUAUUCAUAGUAAAUUUAUUUUAAAAACAAAUACAAAAAAAAA